AUGCUCCUCUCGCCCAACUCGUCCAGCAAGCCGGCCCAUGGCGAGGCCGACGUGCCCGAGGAUGUCGAUGAACCCCCUGAAAACGUCAUGCACGCCACCUCGAUGAACUCCGACCAGAUUGUGCUUUCUCGGCCGACAGUGAACCGCAAGGAAUCACUGCUCACGCGCGCGUUGAAGAGCAGCCCGGAGAUGUCCCCAACCGAUCCACACGCCUCCCACUACGACUCCUAUAUGUACCGAUCCUACCCGCAUAGCAACAUCAGUGGCGUCUCGACGGCCGAGUUGACCAGCGACGGCGGCCUCACGAGUCCAUCCUUGUCUAAUACUCCCAGCCCACCUUUACCACCUCAAAUGAUGAAAAAUGCCGCGUUGAUGGGAAAGAAGAAUUUGACACCUAAGGUGAAGGUCGUUGAUGCCAGUGAAACUUCUGUCGAGGCCAACCUUGGCCGCAAGCGAUGCAUUAGCUUCGCUUGUGGUCGUAAGACGGAUGAGAAGAAUGAGCUGGGAUCUCCCGUCUCACCUUCUGGGUCACAAGUAGUCACGCCCAAAGCCCAAGCACCAAAGGAGCUUCCCUCAGAAGAUGUCUCGAUUCAACCCCUCAAGCGCAAAACCACACUUACUUUCGCCCCUCCCCCCCGGCCGCGAUGCCGUGGCUCCCCUGCACCUGCUGCUCGCAGGGCAUCUCCCAUCCCGAAGGAAACUCCCAAGGAGAUUUCCAAUGAUAAGUCUGUCUCUGCGUCUACAGAGCGCAAAGGUGUCCCGACCAGUGGACUGGGCAAGUUCGAGGAAUCCGAAGCUACUCGAUUCCACGAAUUUGCUAGCUCAAUGGACGAAGACGAUGAAUGGGUAAACAGGGAGGCUGACUAUACGCAAAAGAUUACUUUGAACGACUGUAUGAAGAAAGAGAUGGCUAUCCGACGGCUCGGUGAACAGGCAGAGGAAGAGGCUUUGGAGGAGGAAGAGGAUAUGGAAGACCUUCCUGACGACGACGAGACCGUGCACGACUUCUCUUCAGACGACGGCAACGAAUCGGACAAUGAGGCUGGCUUCGCAGACUCGGACGAGAGCGACGAUGAUGGCUCCGACAUCGAGUUUUGGGGAUCGUCACACCAUAUCCCAGAACCCUCCAGUCAAUCCACCGAUGCACGCCCCUCGACCAUGGAACGCCGGGCCUCGAACACAUCUUUCGACUCCAUGACGGACGAUCACUCGAACUGGCUCCCAGCCCCCGUGCAAAGGAUCACCAGCCGUCGCACUUCGAAGACCUCCAAGAGCAUCAGUAUCCGUCCGAAGACCCCGAACCUUCCUGAUAGCACCGACUUUGUCUGUGGAACUCUGGAUGAGGAUCGCCCCCUCGAACUCGCCUACAAAACUUGCCUCGAAGAACGGCGCCGCCUAAAGGAAGUUAUCAUCCCGCAGGAUAUCGACCCCAGCUUCCCCACCAGUGAUCCGGAGGACAAUGAGGACCUCGAACCAUCCGAGGAGGAGGUUUCCAGCAUGUGCUCCGUCACAGGUCGCCGCGAUGAAAUUACCCGAGGAAGGCCAGAGGGCGAUGCCCGCAAGCAAUCACCCCAUCGCUCCCCAGACGUUUGA
Messenger RNA from Penicillium mononematosum, 1593 nucleotides. RefSeq lists its product as uncharacterized. The transcript has 2 exons. Lineage: Eukaryota; Fungi; Ascomycota; Eurotiomycetes; Eurotiales; Aspergillaceae. The coding region runs from base 1 to 1593 and encodes 530 amino acids. The record is from RefSeq and is a predicted model, not a curated record.